GGAUCCAUUAUAAAUCGAUCAGCGUCUCUGCUCUCUCCUCAACGAGGACGAACAACAGUGCAACGAAGAAACACUCUGCUUUGCGUCAAGGAAUCAAGAACAGAGAAAGGCGAAUCCAUGGCUACGUUCGUGACGUCGUCGCCGGCGGUGAUUGUUUCGGCUCGCCCAGGGCGGGUAGUAGGGGCUCGGCGGUGCGUGGUGGCGCGAGCGUCCGCAACGAUGGCGGCACCGGCGACGGUGGCCGCAGGGAGGACGCACUACGAGGUGCUCGGGCUAGGCGCCGGGGCCAGCAGGGUCGAGAUCAAGGCCGCGUACCGGCGUCUUGCCAGGGAAGUGCACCCUGACGCCGUCGGAGGUGGCGGCGACGAGGGGUUCGUCCGGCUGCAUGCGGCCUACUCCACGCUCGCCAAUCCUGACGAGCGCGCUCGCUACGACCGGGACAUGACCUGCCGUGCCGCGGGGAUGAUGAUGCGGCGGGCGGCCGCGGCCGGGCCGGCAGUCCGGAGGAGGACGUGGGAGACCGACCAGUGCUGGUAGGAAGGGCGGACUCACGCGGCUGCCCUCCGGGACCAUCGGCCGGUCCGAUCAGGCACAACGCGUCAUGGAGGCGGCGCUCGCUGGACGGCUGGAGAGAAGAUCCCGCCGAUUGUCUUGGGCUGGCCGGUCAGAAUUGGCCCAUAUUGGGUGUGUGGACGCGGGAGCUCUAUACAGGGCAAGAGUCGUUUUUUAAAGAUCUCUUGUGCGUUCGAUUAGCAAAAUGCAAAUAUGUAAAUGAAUUAGUUACAUACUGCAAAUUAAAGGCCAAUGAACAUACUAGUUUUUUUUA
This is a messenger RNA of Triticum aestivum (bread wheat), 826 nucleotides long. RefSeq names its product chaperone protein dnaJ 11, chloroplastic. Bases 118 to 537 code for a protein of 139 amino acids. Lineage: Eukaryota; Viridiplantae; Streptophyta; Magnoliopsida; Poales; Poaceae. The record is from RefSeq and is a predicted model, not a curated record. The transcript has a single exon.